Molecule: messenger RNA, 141 nt
Organism: Dentiscutata erythropus
Lineage: Eukaryota; Fungi; Glomeromycota; Glomeromycetes; Diversisporales; Gigasporaceae
Source: the annotation of a GenBank genome assembly
CGACUACUAAUGAUAACAACAACAUCAACGACUAAAUAUUUCACCACUCCAAUAACAACUACAUCUACAAUGAAUGGCAAAAGUAAUACAAAACUCCAAUACGAUAACACUAAUGAUGAAAGUAAUUCACCAUUCCAAUAA